CCAGCAUUCUGGUUAUCAGAUCAGUAAAAGAAGUUACCGAAUCCAAUAUUACCUGGCAGAAAUUGAAAACGAAAACGAAAGUUGAAAAUUUGAGCCUAUUGUAAUUGUAUUCAUCACCAACUGACAGGCGACCCUCCAUUCCUCGACUUUGCUCUAGGGACACCUGAGAAAGCUAACAGAACGCGGGCUGAUUUAGAGGAGGCACUGCAGAAUUACCAUGCUUCAAGGGAAUGGAGACAGAACGACCUCAUGAAAAUGAAAGACAACGAGAACUUACGUAUCUUUGCCUCUAAAAUCGUCUUAGUUCCUUAUGAGGCUUUCCAUGUACCAAAGUACCAUGCCUGGAUGGAGUCUGAGGAGCUGAGAGAGCUGACAGCUUCGGAACGUUUGAGCCUGCAGGAAGAGUACAACAUGCAAGAAAAGUGGAGAAAUGACACAGACAAGUGCACUUUUAUUGUGCUGGACAGAGCUGUCUAUGAUCAAAAAUCCUCGGAGACCAGAGAAGUCAGAGAGACAGAGGCCAUGAUUGGUGAUGUGAAUAUAUUCUAUGAGCCUAGCCACGAUGGACGGGGUGAAGGAGAAGUGGAAAUCAUGAUAGCAGAAUCCUGGGCCCGUGGCAAAGGCUGUGGAAGAGAGGCUCUCUGUGCAAUGCUGAGAUUCGGUCAGGAAUUUCUCCAUACAGAACGUUUCACAAGCAAGAUUGGAUAUGAUAACAAAGCCAGCCUGAAGCUAUUUAAGAAGCUUGGAUUUCAGGAGAUCUCAAGAUCAGAUGUUUUCAAAGAAGUUACACUGGAGUUUGAUGCCAGCAGUCAUGGAGUUUUUAAUGCCUGGACGCCCGGAUAUUGUGUUGAGACAAUAAAAUAAUAUACAUCCACGAAAAA
Aplysia californica (California sea hare) is the source of this 881-nucleotide messenger RNA. RefSeq names its product N-acetyltransferase 9-like protein. Gene Ontology annotation, molecular function: N-acetyltransferase activity. The record is from RefSeq and is a predicted model, not a curated record. The transcript has 7 exons. NCBI's taxonomy places the organism in Eukaryota, Metazoa, Mollusca, Gastropoda, Aplysiida, Aplysiidae. Bases 250 to 864 code for a protein of 204 amino acids. Gene Ontology annotation, biological process: protein acetylation.